GGACGCUCCUCUUCCAUCGCAUCAUAAAACACGUCUGCGUAACCGUCACAUAUUCACCGUUCUCUCUCCCGUGUGACCCUAUCAUUCACCGAGUUCUUCCUUAAAGAUAAGGGUACCCUAGCCUUGUCAGACUUUUCUAGCCAAGGGGUUUCUUGUGUUUUAUGCGUUUCUGUCAGCCAUAUAUAUAAGCCGGCUAUCUCCCUCACCAAUUCCGGAAUUCCGAUUCUUUCAACUUACUCGGCUUAUUAGACGUCGUCCACUACAACCAGGACCUCACAUUACUCAAAACCUUCUUCCCAAAAGUCUUCUCGUCUCCCAUCAACCUACCAGGUUGGACUGGACACUCUCAGCCCACCUAUACUCACCUCCCACUUCAUCUCUUAUUCAGAAUGCGAACAGAUAUGCGGUCUGGACAGAAGCAGUAUCUAUCCUUCAGGGACUUUGACAGCCCUGACGGAUCUGACGUCUCUACUGCACCCACUCCUGACACAAUGACACCCAACCCGACCCCUAACGACCUCAAAGUUAUCCUUGCGAAAUACUUGAUGAGCGAGAAAACGCUCCGCGAAAUCCGAGACUCCCUUGUCGAUAUUGCUCGCAACGCCGGGCAAAUGAUGAUCAACGCUGACCCCUCCGUGUGCACCUCGGACACGAAGAAAAACACCAGCGACCGCGUCACCGAGACUGACAAAGCCAUUGAGAAAAUGGUGCACUCGCGCCUCCAAUCCGCGUACCCCAACAUUGACUUCCUAGGCGAGGAGACAUUCAAAGUCGGUCAAAAGCUGUCCGACAAGCCAACAUUCGUCUGUGACCCCAUUGACGGCACUCUGAACUUCAUCCACGGAUUCCCCAACACAGCCGUCUCUCUCGCUCUCACGGUGGCAAAAAAGCCGGUUGUAGGCGUCAUCUACAAUCCCUUCCGCGGGGAUCUGUAUACUGCUGUCAAAGGCCAAGGCGCCUACCUCACCACAGCCUCCGGCCGAACUCACAACCUCCCCAUUCGGUCCACACCUGCUGCUCUUCCCUCACUAAACGGCUGCCUCGUAGCUCUAGAAUGGGGCUCCGAGCGCCAAGGUCCGAACUGGGAUCUCCGAACCUCGAUGUCACAGACGCUUUUGUCGUCCCGCUCAACCGGCGGCGCUAUGGUGCACUCGAUCCGGUCCUCCGGCUCCGCUGCCCUCGACUUUUGUUACGUGGCUGCGGGCCAGAUGGACCUAUUCUGGGAGGGCGGAUGCUGGAUUUGGGAUGUUUGCGCGGGCUGGUGCAUUCUGGAAGAGGCUGGCGGAAUGGUGGCGAGUGCGAAUCCUGGUGAUUGGAGACCGGAGUUGGAGGGCAGGUGUUAUUUGGCUGUGAGGGGAGCGAUGAGGGAAGAGCAGGAGAGCGUUGUGAGAGAGUUGUGGGGGCUGAUGGGGAAGAGGCGGUUUGUGUUCUGAAGAGGUGGG
Messenger RNA from Lindgomyces ingoldianus, 1442 nucleotides. RefSeq names its product inositol monophosphatase. The transcript has a single exon. Gene Ontology annotation, biological process: phosphatidylinositol phosphate biosynthetic process; signal transduction; inositol metabolic process. The record is from RefSeq and is a predicted model, not a curated record. Bases 390 to 1433 code for a protein of 347 amino acids. Gene Ontology annotation, molecular function: inositol monophosphate 1-phosphatase activity. Lineage: Eukaryota; Fungi; Ascomycota; Dothideomycetes; Pleosporales; Lindgomycetaceae.